CGCGCUCUGUUGAGUUCCACCUCGUGCGCGCACACAGCCCAGAUUCAGAUUAUUGUUCGGAGACGGUCGAUAUACACACGCUACGUCUCAGAGAAAUAAUUUCAAACAAUUAAAAUAAAUCUAUCUUAUAAAUGUGCUGACAGGACAUUAAGUAGCUUAUACAUUAACCAUUUCGAAAUUAGAGUUUAGCAUAAAAACUUGAUCUUCAGUGGUUCUGCUUGACUGGUUAAAGAUGCUCACAGAUAUUAUAGAAGGAGAAUUUGAUAUCAAAGAGGAGGAACCAUGGUACGAUCAUCAAGAUCUGGAGCACGAUCUUCAUUUGGCCGCAGAAUUGGGUAAAAAUUUACUGGAGCAGAAUGGAGACUUAGAAGAGACUCUCCAACAGAUGUACAUCACCAACCAGGAACACAUACAGGAGAUAGAGUAUCUUUCUAAACAGGUGGAUAUGCUGAGGUCGGCGAACGAUCAGCAGGCUAAACUCUACGAGCAGCUGGAUUCAACCGCACAAGACCUGGAGCUGAAAAACCAACGCCUGGUGCUGGAGAACAGAGCGGCUCAGAUGAAGAUCGAAGGGCUCACAGAGAUGGUGGAAGGACUGCAGACUCAGGUGGAGGAGCUACACAGAGACAUGCAGAAGCUGAAGCUGGAUUCUGCCGAACAGACCCGGUCCAGUGAUCCUGACGGUGUUCAGGGUCUCACAUGGUGCGAGGACAACUCUCGGUUGCACAAGUACGUCUCCCAUGAGCCCUCUGUUUCCACCAGCCGCUCGUCACUGAAGCGUGAGGAACAAGACGAGUACUGGGAGCUGAAGCGCUCGGUUGAUUCCCUGCAGGCGCAGCUGAACACUGAGCGCGCUCUGAGACAGACGGCCGAGCUGGAAGCUGAUGCUCUGGUGCAUGAACUCAGCCAGCUGGAGCCCAAAGUGGCACUGCUCGGAGUCUACAAGGAGCGCCUGGCCGAGACGGAGGCUGAAGCCCAGGAGCUCCGCCUACUUUUGCGCUCGAGCGAAGAUAACGUGUUCCAUCCAUUGGAUGCUGAGGUGGGCGUGGCUGUACACAGGGGGCGGAGCCUGCAGCACAGCAGGCAGUUGCUUAGUGAAGAGCAUCCUGCAGUGAAGCAUCAUGGUAUCUCUCUGCUAAAUGAGGUGGAUGCUCAAUACACCGCCCUGCAGGAGAAAUACGACACACUGCUGCGCCGCUGCCAGGGUGGGAUGUGUACAGAGAAGCAAAAAAACGGCCAAACGCACACACACUCGCCCGGUGUAAACACACAGAACGAUUCCCAGCAGCCCGAGUACAAGGCCCUGUUUCAGGAGAUUUUCACCUUUAUCCAAAAGAGCAAAAAGGACCUGAAGGAGAACAGGGUCAAGCCCGGUCAGGUUGAAUGAGGCACUGAUCUGCGUCUACAACGUGUAUAUAACGCACUUUUGGAAAUAUUUCUGUAAACUUAAAUGUACUGUAACUGAUUUCUGAAGCAAACAGUAAAUCUUUGUCGACUUUGUGUGUAUUUAUAGUGGAGUGAAUCUCACAAAAAUAACAUUUUCAGCUUAUAUAUUACUACAUAAUCAGUAGGAAAAAAAUACAGAUAAGUAGUAAAAUAAAAUAAAAAUACAAUAUAGCCUGUUUGGAAAUGAAUCUAUUCAUGAAUUCUAUAUGAAUUCAAUGAUCUGAGAAGAAUAAUGUAAUUAAAAUUGGUCUCUGUAAAGGUUUUUAAAGAAGUUUUCCUUUAAAAAAUUCACCCUGACAAGAAACAAUUAAAAAUCACUGUAAAUUAUAGAUGCAAACAUUAGAUGAACACUAAUAUAUCUAGAUGUUUUAUUAUUUAUAUAUAUAUAUCAUAUCAUGUGUUUGUCUGCAUUACAGUAAUGUUAAACAGUGCUUAUCUGCCAUGAAAAUAAUCAAAUGCAAUAAUCUUAAUGAUGUGAAAAUGAUAUGGUCUCUUUUAAAUUGUGAAUAUAUAUUUGCUUUAGCUCCGUGCAAUAAAGUCUAGUGUUUUAGUGAUCACUGAUCUGUGCAUUUGUUGCAUCUGUUAAAGGAAUUCCAUUAUCUUAAAGAUGUCAGUGACUUGGAAGAAUAUUUGAUUGGCACAUGAACUUUGUGACACCGCUAGUUGACGUGUUUCAGUCUCAACGCUGUUUGCACCAUUCAUUCAUAACCUCAUAAGAGGGCAAGUGUCUCCAGUCGAGUGUUUGCAUGUGAACUUUCACCUGUAUACUGCACAUAAAUGGACUUUCCACCCCGACUCUUGGACAUCAGAGAACAUCGUCUUCAGUUUCUGCUUCUAAUCAAGGCCCUUGAUAAGAUUAGAGUGACAUCGCAGCAUUAGGUAAUGUAUUUAUCAAGCUGAUAUGUGCCAUCUGUUAUCUUCAAUACAUUUCAGACAGCACUGGUUUGUAUUUAAAAUGGAAAAAUUACAAAAGCUGAGACACUGGGUAGAAUUUAAGGAAACGUACGGUAUAGAAGAACUUAUUUUGAGACCUAAAAAAACCCAUUUCUAGAAUAUUGGUAGAAAUAUAAAGUUCUUGUAAUCAGUAACCAAUGAUUGUGCAUGAUUUUCUGCAGUUAACGGAGCAUGUUUAUCAAUUAAUAAAGUGCUGCUUUUGUAUUCGCCUUGCUCAGUAUUUUGUAAUAUAAAUUAAGAUAAAAAUAAAAAACGGAGAUGUUGAUAACAGUGUAUUUUAGUGUGCUUGUACACAUUUUUAUUAGUAAUAACAGCAGAUAAUGCAUAAUUGCAUGCAACUAAAUCUAAACCAGAUCAUAUAGAUAUAACUAAUUAGUAAUAUUAAUGUUAUUUAGUGUUUAAUUGUAUAAAUACACUGUAACAAGGACAGCUUAAACUAAAAUGACAAUUUGCUUUAAAGCAUCUUAAAAAAUAUAUAUAUAUAUAAAUACAAAUUAUAAAUAUGAAAUCAAUUCCAGCUGUAAAUCAGAUCUACAGAAGACAAUAUAAGUUUGAUAUUUCAGCUCAGUUUAUUGUUCUCCUCUGAUAACGUCACUGCAGUUAAAUCAAUAACUGAAUGCAAAUCGUCUUUUGCAGGAUAAAAUAUAAAACGACUUUUGAAGAUGUCAGUUGUAACAUUUAUUCAGAAUAGCAUACAAAUAAAAAAGAUUUGGGGUUCAGAUCUGUUUGAGUGUGUGACUGUACAGACUUGGCAACGAUGAUCCAGAAUAUGAAGAUGUGGAAUGAUUAAUAAACAGACGGACAGUGAACGCUUUAUAUGCAGGCCUGGAAGAGACGAACGUGCAUGUGAUUUCAGUCAGAACUGUAGGAUUGCAAAUCAUACGGAUCGAAUAUUUCACCUGAAUAACUAAGAGGCACUUUCUUUCACACCCAAACACAGUUUAGCAACUAGAGCAAUAAUCCUAGAUCACUUGCAUGAUGAGAGAAGAAGAAAAAAAAAAGUGUAACCUUUAUGCAUUGUUUAUUAAUUCAUUUUUAAAUUGCUUCAGCAUUUAUGUCUGUAAAUGUCAUUCAGAGCCGAUGUCGUUCUCCCUUCAGGUCCAAUAAAUACUCAUGAGCAUCGAUCCAUAUAUUAGAUUUGGACUGAUCUAAACUGCUCCAGAAUCAACCACCGUUACAUUUUGGUUGUCAGAGCUGUAAACAUUUUCAACAGGAGCUUCAAAGCCUUCAUCUGACCCAAUCAGAGCUGAGCAAUUAAUAUUUCAGAGGAUUUAUUAUAAUUUAGAGCUCUUCAAAUCUGUCCGUAUCCCACAUCCUGUGUUUUUUUUUUUCGGUUACAGUAAAGCCAUUCUUAAACGUGGGGCAAAAUACAAAACAAAACAAAAAAAAUCUUCAU
Messenger RNA from Carassius auratus (goldfish), 3796 nucleotides. RefSeq names its product cerebellar degeneration-related protein 2b (gene cdr2b). Bases 233 to 1387 code for a protein of 384 amino acids. The transcript is spliced from 5 exons. The record is from RefSeq and is a predicted model, not a curated record. NCBI's taxonomy places the organism in Eukaryota, Metazoa, Chordata, Actinopteri, Cypriniformes, Cyprinidae.